AUUAGACAAUAAGCCUGUUGGUAAUAAAAUUUGUUUAUAACAUUUUUUAUUUUUAUUUGAAUUCUAGGAAAGUUCCUGAUAAUAUGAAAUUCAGUAUGAUUGAGAGAUGGUCUACACACCCACUCUUAGGCAAAGUUUUCGCGGAGAGAAUUGAAGAGAAAUUAGAGUUGUUCGAUAGAAAAAUUAGAGAUGACGUUCUUAUAUUGUUCACAGCACACAGUUUACCCUUAAAGGCAGUUUCUCGUGGUGACACAUAUCCGUAUGAAGUGGCUGCCACUGUGGCUGCAACUAUGGCGCAACUAAGAGCGCCUAACGCGCAUCGACUCGUGUGGCAGUCUAAAGUUGGUCCGUUGCCAUGGUUACAGCCGUACACAGACGAUGCUAUUAAGGCGUAUGUGAAACAAGGCAGGAAGCAUUUGAUAUUGGUGCCUAUAGCGUUUGUGAACGAACAUAUUGAAACACUCCACGAGCUGGAUAUAGAAUACUGUGAUGAAAUAGCUAAGGAGGCAGGCGUUAUACAAAUUGAAAGAGCUUUAGCUCCCAACGAUCAUCCAACGUUCAUAGCGGCUCUAGCGGACGUGGUUGCCUCGCAUCUAUGCAACGGACCGACAAUAAACAACCAGUUCUUGACAAGGUGUCCACAUUGCGUCAGUAAAAGAUGUCAAACUUCAAAAGAUUUCUUCAGAAAGUUGUGUAGCUCUACAGACUUCAACUUGCAGACUGUGACGUCAUAAUUUUUAUAAAAAGCCAAUUGCAAUAUUAAAAUCUAAAGGAAUUCACAUUGUCUUCUUAAUU
Diatraea saccharalis (sugarcane borer) is the source of this 795-nucleotide messenger RNA. Lineage: Eukaryota; Metazoa; Arthropoda; Insecta; Lepidoptera; Crambidae. The record is from the annotation of a GenBank genome assembly.